UCAGCAUUUCACGCACAUAGCUGCCAUAGCUGGCCGACCAUGGAGAGCCAUUGGUCCGGGGACGACAUCCAUCUUGGGGAUGCCUGGGCACAAGAACUUCGUCAAGAGACGGAUAGAUAUGAGGAGGACCUCCUCAACAAUGAGCAGGACAGAUUUCUGGAGUGGGAGAAGGACGUCCUUCCAGCUGAACAAGCGCUGAUUGAACAGAAGUUUCGGGCGCGUAGCGCCGUUGGAUGGAAAGGAGAAGGUCGGAAGCGCUUUUCCGUGGCCUUGAGCGGUGGUGGCAUCCGCGCUGCUGCGUUUCAGUCUGGUGUGCUGUGGCAGCUGGCAGAUGCGGGAAUGAUUCAGGACAUUGAGUACCUGGCAGCCGUGUCUGGUGGAGGCUACUUACUGAGCGCUUUCGCCAGUCAUGUUCUGACGCAAGAGAGCCCACACUCCGAGACAGAGGUGCAUGGAUGGUACAGAGCGAUCAUCGCCAAGACCAUCGUUCGUAUGCAGCGAAAUGUGGGCAACUUCGUACGUGAUUUUUGGCGUUUGCCGGGGGUGCCCUCGGAUGGUGCCGGCUAUUUCCCAAGAGUGUGCGACUUGCCCUUCCUCCUCCUGAUUUUCUUUGCUACCAUCUCCACAGGCCCCAUCCUCUUCACCACAUCAGUGCUUCUACCAGCCACUGAAUUGAUAGAGGUUUACUUCGGUUAUGCCAUGCGCGCAGCCUUUUGCGCGCCGGAGACCCUGGGGCUGCAAUGGGCACUGCUGAACCAUAGCAGGUAUGCCACCCCCGCGUUGAUCGUCUUCGCGUUGCUUCUCUCCAUCAGUAGCACCAGUUGGUUCGUACAACGAAUCGCUGGCGUACCCAGCUGUAAGCCUGGAGAGGAGCCCAACCAAAAAGAUGUGCGGUACACAGUUCACAUGAUUUCCCACAGCCUCUGUGGCGUGUGUAAUCGAUUUGCGGCUGCCCUGGCCAUCCUUUGUGCUUUAGUGUGGUUUGCCACCUUUGCAGAGGUGCUAACCUACGACCUCAAGGGAUGGAGUGCACUUCGAUAUGGCAUUUGCGCUCGAUACACAUGCCGCAAUGGCACCAUUCCUGGCAACGCCGCCCCGUUGAACCCCUGCGAUUUCUUGGAACAUGACAUACCGUGGUACAUGCAAAACAGAUUUCAGGAAAGCUUCGACUGCCGCAAAGACGGUACCUUCAUGUUGCAUCUUCCACAACUCAAGUCGCACCUCAUUGAAGGCGACCUUUACGUCACGCGCAUGAUGGACAAUGGGCGGCAACCGAGGUGGUUAGAUAUCAAAGUCAUUAUCUUCAUCAUCAUAGCAGUCUUGGCAGCAUCAAUUCUGUUGCUUCCGUUUAUUCCCUCUUUGUUCCCUGCUGUGGUGUUGACCUGUGGUCCCCUCCUGGUUCUUGUCUUCAUUUCAGCCUUCGUGCAGUUUCGGGUCUUUGGCCCCUUGACCCAACAGCCGAUCUUGAACUUCGUCCACUAUCAGAAGGAGACCUGGGACCUCACAGUGAUCAUCCUUUGUGGCCUCUCUUGCAUCACCCUGCCGUUUCUGCGAGAAAUCAAAUCGCUGUGGCAUCACUACUACGUCCGCUGUUUGCAGCAGAACUUUUUCGCCCAUGGCCAGGAUCGAAAUAUGCUGGAGUUGAAGCUUGAUCCAUGGUGUCCCUUUGUAUUGGUCACAGGCACUGUCAAUGACUACGCUCGGCCGAAUGAGGACAACAGCAUUAGCGAGAUCGCUUUCACUCCGCUUCACGUUGGGAGUUCAAAGGUUGGAUAUGUUCCUUCUCCGCCGAGCAGGAGCUUGGCACAAAUCACUGCAUUGACAGGAGCAGGAUGUUUGGAUGCGAUUAGUCUCAGCAUGCAGGAACACGUUCGAGUGCGCUUUUGGCUGGAGGUGUUAAACCUGGCCUGGGGUGACUUCAUCUUGUUCGAGCCCUCCCGCACACCACUGAUGAAGCGCUGUUUGAGCUAUGUACCUACAAGCAUGCGCAGGGGAUGCACUUGGUGGAUGCAUCGCUCUGUCACGAUGGUCCUGUUGUUCGUGAACACGGUGCUCUUCUGCUGCGGUCUCGGCCUCUAUCGCUUCCAGGAGUCCAAGGAGGAUUGUCGUUUGGGUCGGAGCCUGGUGGACUGUUCGGUCCUCCUCAUGCUGGCGGCGAUUAUUAUGAGUUUCUUUUCGUACUUUAAGUACUUCCAUGGCUUCGCUUUCUCCCCUGUGCUGCGACAGAUUCAGCAGGCCACCCGCUUCGUCACCAAGUCCUGGCGGCCGCCCAACAUGCUCUAUGUCACGGAUGGAGGAGUGCAGGAUUGCACUGCCAUUCUACAACUACUUCAAAGGAAGCGCAAGAACAUUUUGCUGGUUCUCGCUGCAAGUGAUCCAACGGAUGAUCUGGCGGUUCUGCGAACGACCAUGCAGACCACCAGACAUCAACGGAUUGCUUCCUUUUACGAUCUCAAGGAUUCGCGCCGAGAUGUCAAUGCGCUGCUGGAUGACUUCAAGAAUUCGGAUGUUCACUUCUUCAAGAUGGGCAUCCGAUAUGGUUGGAACGAAGAUGAGCCACACAGCCUGGGGAUACUUUGGAUUGUGAAGAAUCGGCUACCACAGAGUUUCGCAAAUCAAAUGGUGAGACCGCACCUCGAUGAGGAAGAGAUCGUGUUCGGUCAGCCCAAGGAUUACCAGACCUCCGAGUCGGAUGAUUCCGAAGAUCCAACGGCAGACGAGGAGUUGCGUCGGAUGCAGCAAGAGCAGUUGGGUGGCUUUGGUUGCUGCGAUUGCUGCCAUCGCUGGGGAAACUGUGGCCGCAAAUUCCCGCAUUUGUCCUUCACAGGCUAUAUGUGGCUUACACCACAACUAUUCAGUUCUUUGUGUCGUUUGGGUCAUGACUUGUCUCACUCCGCAGUGAUGGACAUCAAGCAGAGUCUCUCCUAGGCAUGAUCCAAUGAUCGCUCUCUGCCAAUGCCAUGCCGAGCAAAGGAAUCUCAGCAAAAAU
Cladocopium goreaui is the source of this 2989-nucleotide messenger RNA. The record is from the annotation of a GenBank genome assembly. Lineage: Eukaryota; Dinophyceae; Suessiales; Symbiodiniaceae.